AUGGCGGCCUUGGACCCGACAUCAAAUGGCUUUGUAAGCUUGCCGUUGCUGGCAUCGAGCCUUGCGCUGGUGGGAAUCGCAUACUUGCUCUUCAUCGCCAUCUAUCGUCUCUACUUCCACCCUCUAUCCAAAUAUCCAGGCCCCUUCCUGAACAGAAUCUCUCCCCUGCCGCUCUCCAUCGCCCUGCUCCGAGGCCGCCUCCCCUUCUACGUCAAGCACAUCCACGACAGAUAUGGCCCCGUCGUCCGCCUCACACCCACCGAGCUCUCCUUCAACUCGGAGCGAUCCUGGAAGGACAUCUACGGCUCCCGCCCGGGCCACCCCAACUUCCACAAGGACCCCAUCCACGUCGGAUCCGUCCAGGCCGUCCCGGGAGCCGUCACAAUCACCAUGGCUAACGACGCCGACCACGCCCGCCAGCGCCGCGCCCUCUCCCACGCCUUCAGCACAAAGGCUCUCCUCGAGCAGGAGAGCCUCAUAACGUCCUACAUCGACGCUCUCCGCGACGUCGCGAACCAGCACGCCCGCGAGGGCCGCGUAUGCAACCUCGCCGACUGGCUUUCGUAUACCACCUUCGACAUCAUCGGCCACCUCUCCCUCGGCGAGCCCUUUGGCUGCCUCGCCUCCUCUGACCUCCGCUUCUGGGUGGGCCUCAUCUCCGAGUCCAUCAAGGCCGGCGCCGUCGAGCAGGCGGCCCGCCGCCUCGCCACGACGGGCUCUUGGAUGCAAAAGCUCCUCCUCAGGCUCCUUGCGCCGCCGGAGCUGCGCCAGCAGCGCGUCCGGCACCUCGAGUACUCGCGCGAGAAGAUCCUCAAGCGCAUCGCCGCGCCGGGGGGUAACAAUACGCACAGGGACUUUCUGCACUACCUCCUCCGGCAGGGCGACAAGGAGAACUUGAACCAGGACGAGAUCAUCGUGAAUGGCGCGCUGUUCAUCAUCGCGGGUUCCGAGACGACGGGGAGCUUCAUGACGGGGCUGUUCAACCAUCUCCUUCGCCCGGAGAACAGGCGCGCGUACGAGAAGCUGAGGGACGAGAUACGCGGCGAGUUCGCACGGGACGAGGACAUCACCUUUGAGCGGUUGUCCAAACUGCCAUGGCUCGGCGCGGUGCUGGAGGAAGGGUUGCGCAUCUUCCCCUCCGCGCCCAUCGGCUUCACGCGGCAAGUCCCCGCGGGAGGAGACACCGUGGAUGGGGAGGUGCUGCCCGGCGGCACGACGGUGUCGACGUGCAUGUGGGCGGCGACGCACGCGCCCGAGAACUUUGCCGACCCGUACGCGUUCCGGCCGGAGAGGUGGCUUGAUCGGGAGAAGGCGACGGAUAGGCUGGGGGCUAGCAAUCCGUUUUCGCUCGGUCCGAGGGGGUGUAUUGGUCGCAACUUGUCUUAUAUGGAGCAGAGGCUGAUUGUGGCCAAGCUGCUCUGGCAUAACGAUAUCGAGAUGACAGGGGAUGAGUCGUGGAGGGUGUGGGAUCCUGCGAAUGACCAUGAGAAUAUGCAAGUGUUUACGAACUGGAUCAAGAUGCCUUUGAAUGUGAGGCUGAUUCCACGGAAA
This is a messenger RNA of Clonostachys rhizophaga, 1551 nucleotides long. The record is from the annotation of a GenBank genome assembly. Lineage: Eukaryota; Fungi; Ascomycota; Sordariomycetes; Hypocreales; Bionectriaceae.